Messenger RNA from Dama dama (fallow deer), 2272 nucleotides. RefSeq names its product endosomal transmembrane epsin interactor 1 (gene ENTREP1). The record is from RefSeq and is a predicted model, not a curated record. Lineage: Eukaryota; Metazoa; Chordata; Mammalia; Artiodactyla; Cervidae. The transcript has 12 exons. The coding region runs from base 16 to 1824 and encodes 602 amino acids. Gene Ontology annotation, cellular component: membrane.
CUUCUCCGCUUGUCCAUGUCCCUGCCCGUGGUGCUCCCGGGCUCCUGCUGCCCGGUGGCCGGGCUCUCCGGCGGGCCGCAGGCCGGGGGCCCGGGCGCUGCGGCCGCCGCCGCCCAGGAGCCGCCGCUGCCCCCACUCCGGCCGCGCUGGCCCCGAGCUGCGCCGCAGCCCCCGGCGCGGCCUCGCUGCGGGGCCGCCGCCGCCGGGGUGCUGGCCGCGCCGCCUGCGCUCUCCUCCCGCCGGGCCGCCGCCGCCGCCGCGGCCGGGGCUCCGGGCUCCGCGCUGCUGCCCGCUCGCCUGCUCUUGUCGCUCGGUCUGCUGCAGCUGAUCCUGGGCUGCUGCAUGGUGGCACUCAGCUUCGGGGCGCUGUCGCUGAGCAGCUCCCCGCAGGUGAAGAACUCGUGCCCGUUCUGGGCCGGCUCCUCGGUGAUACUCUCUGGAAUCAUAGGAUUAACAACAUGGAAGCGACCUAUGAUACUCCUGGUGAAUCUCUUUGUACUGCUGUCUGUGGUGUGUGUCCUCCUGAAUUUAGCCGGAUUUAUUCUUGGCUGCCAGGGUGCUCAGUUUGUGUCCAGUGUGCCCAGGUGUGAUCUGGUGGACUUAGGUGAAGGCAAGAUUUGCUUCUGUUGUGAAGAAUUUCAACCAGCCAAAUGCACAGACAAAGAAAAUGCCUUGAAACUCUUCCCGGUUCAGCCUUGUAGUGCUGUUCACCUUCUCCUCAAGAAAGUCCUUUUCACCCUGUGUGCCUUGAAUGCCCUGACCACCACCGUCUGCCUGGUGGCAGCCGCCCUUCGCUACCUCCAGAUCUUUGCAGCCAGAAGAUCCUGCGUCGAUGAAUCCCAGAUUUCUGCAGAAGAAGUGGAGGAACACAGACGCAUCCCAGACCCUGAUGACUUCGUGCCUCCAGCGCCUCCCCCUUCCUAUUUUGCCACGUUUUACUCGUGCACACCCCGGAUGAACCGCAGGAUGGUUGGUCCUGAUGUUAUUCCACUGCCACAUAUCUAUGGAGCACGAAUCAAAGGAGUGGAAGUGUUCUGUCCUCUGGACCCCCCACCUCCCUAUGAAGCUGUGGUGAGCCAGACAGACCAGCAACAGGGAUCUUCAUUCCAAAUGCCAGAAGGAUCAGAAGCUGCCACCAGUCCACUGGAACCGAUCUGCAUGCCAGGGACUCAAGGUGGGGAUAUUCCUACCACACCUGGAGAAGAAAGUGCAUCCAUACCAACUCCCAACUCAAACCAGCUAUACCCAGAGAGGAGCUGGAGAGCCCUCCGACCCCUGAGGACAAGAUCCAAGAGUGAUCCUGUGCUACAUCAUUCCGCCGAGAGAGCUGUCCCUGUGCUCAGCUGUGAGGCCGCGACUCAGACUGAGGGAAGACUGGACUUGGCUGCAGUGACCUUGAGGAGAAGGUUGAGAUCCCGAGCUUCAAGAUGCAGACCGAGGUCUUUGAUAGAUUACAAGUCUUACAUGGACACCAAGCUGCUGGUGGCGAGGUUCCUGGAACAGUCCUCCUGCACCAUGACCCCAGACAUCCAUGAACUUGUAGAAAACAUCAAAUCUGUUCUGAAGUCUGAUGAGGAGCACAUGGAGGAAGCUAUCACGAGUGCCAGUUUUCUAGAACAGAUCAUGGCCCCGAUGCAGCCCAGCACUUCCAGGGCCCUGGUGCUGCCCUCGCGGAAACAGCCUGGCCUGCUGCACCUGCGGAGCUGCGGAGAUCUGAGCACCUUCGUCCCCGCGGGGAGGCCCCCGGCCGAGAGGAGGCCCCGGCGAGCCGAGGCCGAGAGGCCACACAGCCUCAUCGGCGUCAUCCGAGAGACUGUCCUGUGAAGCGGCAGGGCCGGGGCUCCUGAGGAGCAGGAAGACAGAUACACCAAGGGGGAGACUGUGAAUGAAGCCCAAACCUCUGCCCGGGUCCGCCCUGCUGUGGGCAGAAGCGGCUCAGGAUUCGGUGCCCGCUGUACCUCUCACAACUCUCUUCUGCACUGAGCUCUUGCCUUCUCUGGAAGGGCAGAUGUGCUGGCUGCUAUGUAUUUGCUGCCAACUGAGAGUGGAACUGGCCUAGAAGCAGGGUGAUGGACCCCGAUAUUCUAUGAUCGUCAAGCCUUGUGUUAGAUCACUUUCAAACCGCAUUCUCUUAGGAAAAACAGUAAACUUGUUUGGUGACAAAUUUUGAUGAAAGAAAUUUGGGAGAGAAUUCUUGUUGAUUCCAUUUAUUCAUGCUUGCAAAACUAGAGAUAGCUAAGGCAGAACUGAGAAUAAAAAUGUUUACCUUGGA